Volvox carteri f. nagariensis is the source of this 156-nucleotide messenger RNA. RefSeq lists its product as uncharacterized. The annotation marks the transcript as partial. The record is from RefSeq and is a predicted model, not a curated record. The transcript has a single exon. NCBI's taxonomy places the organism in Eukaryota, Viridiplantae, Chlorophyta, Chlorophyceae, Chlamydomonadales, Volvocaceae.
GCCAACCACGUGUUCCUCUUGGAGCCCUCCCUGGACCCCGCCAUCGAGCAGCAGGCGGUGGCACGUGUGCACCGCAUCGGCCAGACCCGGGAGGUGACGGUCACCCGCCUGCUGGUGGACGGGACGGUGGAGGAGGUCGUCAUGCGGAUGCUCAAG